This is a messenger RNA of Ctenocephalides felis (cat flea), 471 nucleotides long. RefSeq lists its product as uncharacterized. NCBI's taxonomy places the organism in Eukaryota, Metazoa, Arthropoda, Insecta, Siphonaptera, Pulicidae. The coding region runs from base 1 to 471 and encodes 156 amino acids. The record is from RefSeq and is a predicted model, not a curated record. The transcript has a single exon.
AUGGCGGACAUUGAGACGCUCAAACAACAAAGGGCUCGAUUAAUAAAAUCCAUCGCGCUUAUUCAAAAUUUUAUUAAUAACUUUCAAGAAGGAGAUAGCAAACAUGGCUUAAGCCUCAGAAAAAAGAAAUUAGUAAAGAUUCUUCAAAGUUCAGAAGAAAAUCAAACAGAAUUAGAUGUUAGAUGUCCAGUAAGUUACUCAAGAGAGUAUGAGGAGUUAUUUGAUUUACAUUUUGAAUUGUCAGCUCAAAUUGAAGAUAUUUUAGAAAGUAGCUUAAAUGAAAAUAAACCAAAUAUAGAUUUGAAACAUAGGCAAGUUAAUAUCAAACUUCCAGACAUAAAUUUACCGAAAUUUAGUGGAAAUUAUUCAGAAUGGAAUUCAUUCAUAGAUAUCUAUAAUUCACUUAUACACAACAAUGAGCAAUUAUCAGACGUUCAAAGGCUUCAUUAUUUAAAAGGGACAUUAAAAUGA